CCAGGAGGGCACGGUAGGGCUGGGGUGUCCGGACGAGAACUGGAGAGGAUGUCCCCGGAUCCCGUUCUGGCCAGUGGGGGGCGCACCCACCUCCCAGGCACCCAUACCCAACCAGAGCGGGGAUUUCCUCCGCCCCUCCUGCUGGCCUUCGGAGGAAAGUGAAAGUGAAAGGCGGGAAGAAGAGGCUUCCGGGCUGAUGAGAUCAAAGCGCCAUGAAGCCCCUGUCUCUGCUCCUCGCUGUGGCUUUGGACCUGGCCGCCGCGGUCUCCGCGGGACCCGCGGUGAUCGAGUGCUGGUUUGUGGAGGAUGCCAGCGGGAGCAACCUGGCCAAGAGACCUGCUGCGCUGCUGCUGCGCCAGGGACCCGGGGGACCGCCGCCCCGGCUGGACCUCGACCCUAAGCUCUACCUCAGAGUGCACGACCCUGCUGGCGCCCUCCAGGAUGCCCUCAGGCGCUACCCCCGGGACGCCCCUGCGCCGCACUGCGAGAUGAGCCGCUUCGUCCCGCUCCCCGCCUCUGCGAGCUGGGCCAGAGGCCUGACCCCGGAGCGGAGCUGCCCUCGAGCCCUGGACGGGGCUUGGCUGAUGGUCAGCAUGUCCAGCUCUGUUCUCAGCCUCUCCGGCCUCUUGCGACCACAGCCAGAGCAUCGGCAGGAGCCGGUUCCCAUCACCGAGGCAACAGUGGUGCUGACUGUCCUCACUCACACCCCUGCCCCUCGAGUAAGAUUGGGACAAGAUGCUAUGCUGGACCUGAGCUUCGCCUACAUGCCCCCCAGCCCCGAGACUGCCUCAUCUCUAGCCCCAGGUCCCCCUCCCUUUGGGCUGGAGUGGCGACGCCAGCACCUAGGUAAGGGGCAUCUGCUCCUGGCUGCAACUCCUGGCCUGGAUGGGCAGACGCCAGCAGCCCAAGAAGGGGCAGUGGCAUUUGCUACUUGGAAUGAUGAUGAGCCAUGGGGCCCAUGGACUGGGAAUGGGACCUUCUGGCUGCCUGCAGUGCGGCCCUUCCAGGAGGGCACCUAUCUGGCCACCGUACACCUGCCAUACCUGCAAGGACAGGUCACCCUGGAGCUUGCUGUGUACAAAGCCCCCAAAGUGUCCUUGACACCAGCACCCCUCGUAUGGGCUGCCCCAGGGGAGGCUCCCCCGGAGUUGCUCUGCCGUGUGUCCCACUUCUACCCUUCCGAGGGCCUGGUGGUGGAGUGGGAGCUCCGGGGCGGCCCAGAGGGUGGCUCUCAGAAGGCUGGGGGGCAGAGUUGGCUCUCUGCCCUGAGCUACCAUUCCGACGGCUCUGUCAGCCUCUCGGGGCACUUGCGGCCACUCCCAGUCACCGUUGAGCAGCAUGGGGCACGCUACACCUGUCUGGUCCACCAUCCCAGCCUACCUGCCUUGGGCCGCAAAGCUGAGGUCACCCUGGAGGUGGCAGGCCUCUCCAGGCCCUCCCUCGAGGAUGGCAUAGGCCUUUUCCUGUCCUCCUUUCUCCUGCUUGGACUCAUCAAAGUGCUGGGCUGGGUCGCUGCCUACCUGUCCACUUGCAAGGAGUCAAAGGAGAAGAAAGCACAGUGAGGGCACUCAUCACCAUUCUGUGGAAGCCACCAUCAUCUCUGGCUCCAGCUACCGUAGUAGCUCCCAAAACUAAAACCCCAUCAUCUGCUCCUACUCCCUCCAAUCUCCUUCCACUGAGUGGCUUUUUAAAAAAAGAAACAAAUCUUAUGGCAUUCGCCUUCUUAGAGCUCUAGGGCAGUGGUUCUCAAAAAUUUUUGGUCUCAGGACCUCUUAAAAAUUAUCAAGAACUCUAAAGAGCUUUUGUUUAUGUGGGUUAUAACUAUCAAUAUUUAUCAUACUAGAACAUAAAACUGAGAAAAAUUUGAAACAAGAAUACACAAGCACACAUUCCAUUUGUUGUGAGAACCAUGGUGUCAAUACAUAUCACAUAGCUUCUGGAAGACUGAACUGUUCACUCUUGGAGAAUAAUGAAAAAGGCAAAUAACACCUUAAUUUUGGUAUAAAAAGUCUUAAUUUCGCAUACCCUCUGAAAUAUUAAGUCUCAGGGACCUCUGAAACAGAGACUACAUUCAGGGAACCGGUGCUCUAGGGACAAAUCCAUUCUUCUUGGCCCAGCCUUUGUGUCCCCUGAGCCGGAGCCACUGCCUAUCUAUCUCUCCAGCCCUACAUGGUUCCCCCUACCCCUACCCAAGGCCUCCUCUCAAUGCUCAUUACACGGAUGGCUAUUCCUUUUCUCCAGUGAAGCAAACGCCUCCCGCCUGCCUCCGGGUCCCAGCGCUCUUUUCCCUUUGCCUGGUCCAUCCUCGCCCUCCCUGGGUCCCAGACCAGGUCCGCCUCGCCAUUCCCCUCUGACUGCCGCGGGUCCCUCUUGUGCGGUUCUCCAGUUGUAGUUAAGUGAUUGUGUGAGUCGUCGUUAAAUGCCUGUCUCCCCUCCCGGACUGCGGGCGCCUGGAGGACACGGGCGAGCCUGCCCACUGCGGUACGCUCCACGCCGGCACCGGGCCUGACGCCCACUGGGGGGCGCUAAGCAAAUAGCUGCUGGAUGUCGGACGAAGGAAGCGGUGGCGCAGUUUAGGGUCAGGACUGUCGCCCAAAUAGACAGGGGAACGGACCUAAGUGGGAAUAAAGUUGUGUUCCAGUGCU
Molecule: messenger RNA, 2645 nt
Organism: Propithecus coquereli (Coquerel's sifaka)
Lineage: Eukaryota; Metazoa; Chordata; Mammalia; Primates; Indriidae
Gene: TAPBP
Product: TAP binding protein (tapasin)
Exons: 8
Coding region: 213-1562 (449 amino acids)
Biological process (GO): antigen processing and presentation of endogenous peptide antigen via MHC class I
Cellular component (GO): membrane
Source: RefSeq, a predicted model, not a curated record